GGCUUACCUACCUACCCUAUUGCGGAAACAUGGUAUAGUUUCAAGAUUUAGAAUCAACAACUUAUCUGACUUUCUUUCACCUCUACUGAUUUUCUUACGGAUAUGGAGAGGCCUCGUCUUGACCGCGUGUGUCUUGUCACGGUCGGUGCGACCACGGGGUUUGGCAAACUCGUUGAAUCGGUACUUCAGCCAAGUUUCUGGCAAUACAUGCAUUCACAGAGUUUUACUCAACUGCGCGUACAAUGCGGCCCUGAUCUUGCCCGGGCGAGCAAACAACUUGCCGAUCGCAAAGAUGACAUUCCAUCGGCCCUAUGUAUCGAGCUAUUUGCAUCCAGAAAAAAUCUCAUGAAGGAGGAAAUGUCUCUAUGCAAGGACGCUGAUGGCAAGAGACAACUUGGCCUUGUGAUAUCCCACGCUGGUACGGGAACAAUCCUGGAUGCGUGGAAGAUGGGGUUGCCUCUUAUCGUUGUACCAAAUAUACAGCUUUUGAACGAUCACCAGACUGAGAUGGCUAAACAUCUCUCCAAGGAGGGGUAUGCAAUCAUGAGCUCUGGAAGGUAUUAAACCCGGACCUUCGACUGAACCUUCUUCUCAUAUUGGACAGUGCCGAGGAUCUUGAAGAAGCUAUCCAUAAGGUGGGACUUCUCUGGGAGGAGAACAAGACUCGUUGGCCUCCACACGUUAUUCCCUCCCAACAACCCAAGAGGCUUCGCUUGUGGGAUCUCGCCCCUGAAGACGUCGCCAAAGAACAGAACGCCACGAUGGUGCAUGAUUAGGGCUUUGACAUCCUCAAGCGCGCCGUGGGCCUCUGAUCGGACAACAGACCACUUGGCAAUGAGAGGAGAUGUAUAUACAUUACGAUUUGGGAGGAAGGCAUAUGUUUGGUGUUUAGGCGUAUCUAUUCUCGCACAACUUGUCAAAAGGUGCAUCUAUCUAAUGUAAACUCUGUUUCCCGUGCCACCUGGGUGGGGAAAUACUCGCCAGGUGUAGAAUAUAUCUUGUUCAAGGCAAAUUCUGAACCUUCCAGAUCUUCAC
Fusarium verticillioides 7600 is the source of this 1035-nucleotide messenger RNA. Its product is annotated as beta-1,4-N-acetylglucosaminyltransferase. Gene Ontology annotation, cellular component: extrinsic component of endoplasmic reticulum membrane; UDP-N-acetylglucosamine transferase complex. The record is from RefSeq and is a predicted model, not a curated record. Gene Ontology annotation, molecular function: hexosyltransferase activity. NCBI's taxonomy places the organism in Eukaryota, Fungi, Ascomycota, Sordariomycetes, Hypocreales, Nectriaceae. The transcript is spliced from 2 exons. Gene Ontology annotation, biological process: dolichol-linked oligosaccharide biosynthetic process. Bases 103 to 564 code for a protein of 153 amino acids.